AUGAUGGGAGUUCCCGGAUCAUCUACGGGCGCUCCAUUCUACGAGUGGGCUCAACUGCCAAUUUCUAGAGAGCAGUAUGUGAUUGAGCAGAAAGAGAUUCAACGAUCACGGUUCCCGGAUUGCAAGCCUCUUCCUGGCGUUGAAGCACUUCUAUCACACCUCGAGAAAGCAUACAAUACCAACGGCGAGAAAGUGCACAUGGCACUGGCUUCAAGUACAAGCCAGGAGAACUUUGCCUUGAAAGCUCAGAGCAAAGAGACAAACGAGACGUUCCGAGUUUUCCCCAGUGACCGCCGGAUUCUGGGGGAUGAUCCCCGAUUGAAGGAAGGUAGAGGGAAGCCAGCACCGGAUAUUUUCUUGAUGGCUUUGCAGUCUAUCAAUGACAGCCUUCCAGCAGGCGAGAGACCAAUCACGCCGGAGGAAUGCUUGGUGUUUGAAGACGCGGUUCCUGGAGUCGAGGCUGGACGGAGGGCGAAGAUGAGAGUCGUUUGGGUUCCGCAUCCAAUGUUAGCCCUAGAAUUCAAGGGAAGAGAGGAGCAGGUUCUUGCGGGUAGAAUUGGACUUGUUCCGAUUGGGGACGAAGAGCAGCUAGGUAAGGUGGGCGAUGGAUGGGGCGUGACUCUCCCGAGCCUGGAAAAUUUCCCGUACGAGAGUUACGGGAUCAAGGUCUAG
Drepanopeziza brunnea f. sp. 'multigermtubi' MB_m1 is the source of this 672-nucleotide messenger RNA. RefSeq lists its product as uncharacterized. The record is from RefSeq and is a predicted model, not a curated record. Lineage: Eukaryota; Fungi; Ascomycota; Leotiomycetes; Helotiales; Drepanopezizaceae. Gene Ontology annotation, molecular function: phosphatase activity.